Cyprinodon variegatus (sheepshead minnow) is the source of this 2015-nucleotide messenger RNA. It is a transcript of the gene hoxa2b, whose product is annotated as homeobox protein Hox-A2b-like. The record is from RefSeq and is a predicted model, not a curated record. The transcript is spliced from 2 exons. Lineage: Eukaryota; Metazoa; Chordata; Actinopteri; Cyprinodontiformes; Cyprinodontidae. Gene Ontology annotation, molecular function: DNA-binding transcription factor activity, RNA polymerase II-specific; DNA binding. Bases 342 to 1316 code for a protein of 324 amino acids. Gene Ontology annotation, biological process: regulation of DNA-templated transcription.
CACACACACACACACACACACACACACACACACACACACCAGUCUCCCUCAAAAACAGUGUAACUAUGACCCCAGACUGAGGCGGUCCCUUUCAGAUUCUCUCAACCGGCCGCAGGAGGGACGGUGGCUUCAUUUGAUGAAAAUGACACCCAAACUAUCAUUGGGCGGUUUUAAUCAUGUGACGAGCAGCACAGUCUAAUUCCAAGUAUGUCUCCAUGAAAUCCCUACUUCAUGGCGCGGAGAUCUCCACAGCACUGCCAGGUUAAACCUCGUGUUAAUCCCCGAUCCCUUAUUUAAACGUCGUGCCUGCGCGUCUUCUCCAGAACCAGAAGCAGGAGGACAUGAAUUACGAAUUCGGGCGUGAGAGCGGUUUCAUCAACAGCCGACCGUCGCUCGCUGAGUGCCUGACAUCUCUCACUAACCCCGCCGGAGAAGCCUUUCAAAGUCCAUCAAUCAAGAGCUCCACACCGAUUCCUCCUCCUCCUCCUACCCCCUUCGAGCAGACCAUCCCCGACCUGAAGCCCACCGUCCACCCACGUUGCAAACGGGCAUUGAAAGCGCACAGUCCGCUGCAGGCUGCACCUCUGCUCACCGAGUAUCCGUGGAUGAAGGAGAAGAAAAGCAUCAAGAGGAGCCAGGCUACUGCUUCUUCAGCCGCUGCAGCAGGCUCUGACCUCUCUCCCCAAGGUUCUCCGGAGAGGUCAGAGAGUACAGCUGGUCUUGCUGAGCUGGUGGUUGCAUCCAGGAGGCUGAGGACCGCGUACAGCAACACGCAGCUCCUGGAGCUGGAGAAGGAGUUUCAUUUUAACAGAUACCUGUGCAGACCCAGGCGGGUGGAGAUAGCCGCGCUGUUGGAUUUGACGGAGAAGCAGGUGAAGGUAUGGUUUCAAAACAGGCGGAUGAAACACAAAAGGCAGAACCAGUGUAAGGAGAACAGGAACAGCGACGGGGAGUAUCCAUCGGGCGUAAAUGAGGAGUUUGAGCCGGUUAAGGAGAGCGGCGAAGGCGGCGCGCCCAUCCAGAGGGAGCGUUACAGUUUCCACCACAACACCCUGAUUAACCAGCAGCCUCAAAACGGACACAAUGGACAGAACCAGAAACAUUUUACCAACCCAGCACCCAUCUGCGAGUCAAUAAUAGGUCCGGACAAUGCUCAGUCCCCCUGCCAGGGCGCCUCUUUGCAGGAUUUUUACGUUUUCUCUCCCUUGGCUUCUUUUUCCUCGGAUUCAUCACUGGGUUCUCCACUUUCAUCUUCGGAAACCUUCAACCUUUUCCCAGCGACUCUCCAAACAAUGGAAUUGCAAAAUCUUUCCUGAAAUCAUGUCUGUUAAUUUAAACUUAAUCUCUUUAAUUCAGUUUAUAUUGUGCGUGGAAAAAAAUCCUGACAAUAAGGUGAGUUAAUAGAUUUUUGCAACACGGGACUCUUUCAGGAUAUUUUUUAUUAAUGUAAGAUUUUUUUUAUAUAUUUCUUCAAAUAAAUAUGUAAAAUUAUUCGAAAACCUUUUGUGUCAUUUUGCAGAGCCUGUUGAUUUUAGCUCAGCAUAUGCAUGCGUCCUAAGAGGAUAUAGGUGCACGAGACGUGCCGAGUUAAUCAGUAAAAUAAAGAAAAAAAAAUUGUUAUUAAUAUGAUUACGAAUAAUAAAUUAGGCACAAACAGACCAAGUCAAGCUUUAAAUUAUUUCAAAAUAAAUUUUUUUGUAGCUUUACAGUGGUGCGUCUUUUUUUUUUUAAAUGACUUAAAUAGGAAGAGACUAAAGCAAAUAAAUCGAGAAUGGCCUUGUGGGAGAGCAGGGCAAAAGUUGUGACUCCUGUUGGCUUUCUAAUUAAAGUUUAUUGCCUAUAAAACUCACGGUGUCGAGGCCGCUUGUUUAUAGCACUGCAACAGCUCCUAUAUAUAAAAGAAAAAUUAGCAUACCGUGUUUAUUGAGACCUUUAAAGAUUUAAGGAAAUAUUAAGUACAUAUAGGUCAAUGCAAUCUUUUCACACAUAUUAAUUAGGUCAAAUGUUGGGUUAAA